Molecule: messenger RNA, 1231 nt
Organism: Bicyclus anynana (squinting bush brown)
Lineage: Eukaryota; Metazoa; Arthropoda; Insecta; Lepidoptera; Nymphalidae
Product: solute carrier family 22 member 13-like
Exons: 3
Coding region: 189-869 (226 amino acids)
Source: RefSeq, a predicted model, not a curated record
CCUACCUACUCCCUGAUGGUAUUGCGCAAGCAUUAUUAGCUUUAUUUGCAUACUAUUUACCAUAUUGGGACACAUAUUUACUUGGACUUGGUGUUACGUGCAUUUUGAUUUUAAUAUUGAUAUGCUUUGUACCGGAAUCGCCUAGAUGGUUGGUAGCCAAUGGAAAGGUGGAUAAUGCUUUGAAAAUCAUGUUUAGAGCUGCUAAAGUAAACAACUUAAGUACAGAACACAUUAAAGACACUGUGAAAAAAAGUAUGGAGAAUAUGAAUAUAGAGGAAAACAAAAAAGUGUCUGCAUCUUAUUUGGACUUUUUCAAGGACAUACAAACUGUUAUUAUAACUUUGUCCACGUUUGUGAUAUGGUUCGUCCUCGGUGUCACUUAUUAUGGUAUUUACCAGUACAUGACCUUUCUUGGAACAAAUAUAUACUUCACAGUUGUCAUUUUGGGGUUGAUCCAGGUCCCUUUAUGCCUCGUGCAAGUUGCAAUGACAAGGCUGUUCAAACGUAGAACAGCUCUUGCUUUAGCAUUCUUAAUCACUGGCGUCACGAUGGCCGGUCUCAUAUUUACCCCGAACGGUCACUGGUCUACCACCUUCCUCGGUGUAGCAGGAUUCUCUGCCAGUUCAGCGACUUACGCGGUCACCUAUUUGUACCAAGCGGAAUUAUUUCCUACCCCUUUGAGGAAUAUGUCUUUGGGUAUAGUUUCUGCAGCUGGGAAGAUUGGGGCAAUGAUUGCCCCUUUUAUAGCAAAUAUAUCCCCUACGUGGGUGCCUUCGUUGAUAUUUUGUUUACUGUCGGUCCUUGCGGUUGGGGUUUUUUUCCUACUUCCGGAGACAAAGGGAAAUAAUUUGAAGGAUACCAUUGAUUAGAUUAAAUUGUUAAUAUUUUUAGUGGAUAUCAAUAAUUACCUGAUCUAGAGUAGAUUAACGAAUCAGUUUAUUAAUAAAAAAACCGAUGCCCUGCGGUUUAACCCCAGUAAUUUCCGUUCCAGUAAGAAUAUGGUGAUAAAAUAGCCGAUGAUAUUCACAAACAACGUGGCUUUCUAGUGGUAAAAUAAUUUUCAAGACCAGCUCAGUAGAUCCAGAGAUUACCCGUACAAUGCCAGAACCUUUGUAUAACAUUACUAGAUACGUACGGCUUUGGUUAGCUAUUCCUUUUUAUAAUUACCUUUCUUCUUAAGAACGUAGUUAUUAAUAACUUAUUUAAUACCUAUGUUUAGAUGAUCGCAAUA